Messenger RNA from Lates calcarifer (barramundi perch), 4930 nucleotides. RefSeq lists its product as uncharacterized. The record is from RefSeq and is a predicted model, not a curated record. The transcript is spliced from 14 exons. Lineage: Eukaryota; Metazoa; Chordata; Actinopteri; Centropomidae. Gene Ontology annotation, biological process: semaphorin-plexin signaling pathway; positive regulation of cell migration; neural crest cell migration. Gene Ontology annotation, molecular function: semaphorin receptor binding; chemorepellent activity. The coding region runs from base 357 to 2276 and encodes 639 amino acids.
AACAGGUAUGACGCGUAAUCCCACAUCCCUGCAACUAUAAUCCAAAACUGAUAUGUUUGUUGGCAAUUUUUGCAAUCUUACUCUUCACUCCUGCGCCCCUGCUCAACGGCUACACUCCCCCUUUGCCUUUUGAUUCCGAGGUGGAGCCUGAUACCCCGACUUCUCCAAACUGAACUGCCGGCGAAGCAGACGGAGAAGAUAGGACUGGGACCAGCAGUCGGUGGCACAGAUCUGGGACGCAGCGGAUCGGGAGGGACCAUACGGGCGGCUGUAAGGAAGAGGAAGGAUUUUGGGGAGCGCUUUCUUCGGUUGAAUAAUUUCACAAACCGGCGACACACGACAGAGCUUCGAGAAAGAUGAAUUCUUUCAUCCUGCUGUCGCUUUUUGCCGCGGUUAUCGCCGGAAAGUCACCUCGGCUGAAAUUUGUUGUGCACGAGCCCUCCAGGUUCCACUUUACCAAACCUGAGAACUACAUCAGCAUGUACCAUCAGGAAGGGAGCGACACGCUGUACGUGGGUGGCCAGGCGAUGAUCUACGUGUUGACAUUCACUGACAGAGGGGUCCGCGACCUGCAGAUCCCAGCGGCAUCUGAUCAGACUGCGAUUGAUACGUGCAAGGCAAAGGCUGCGCCACUCGAGCUGGAGUGUGAUAAUUUCAUCACAGUCAUUCAGAAAGUAAACGACACAUUCAUAGUAUGUGGGACAAAUGCUGGAAGCCCCAGGUGCUGGAUGCUGGUAAAUGACACUGUGCUGACUGAUGUCCAGGGCAGCGGGCAGAUAGCGUCAGCCUCUGACAUCUCACCACCUUACCCUUCCCAAAGGUCCAUCAGUCUGCCUGCAGAUGGGAGUCUGUAUUCUGCCAUGUCGUCGGUGGGAGGUCACGCCGGCUCAAUCCGGCGUACGUUUGGCUCCCAGAAACUCCUGAAGACGGAGAACAUUUGGCUGCUGAAUCCACAGUUUGCUGGUGCAGCCAUAAUCCCGUCUUCGCAAAAGUUUAAGGAGGAGAUCUACUUCUUCUUCAGUGAGUUCAACAAGACAGCCAGAGUGGACGAGGAGCCGUACAGGGCCCGCAUCGGACGAAUCUGCACGGUGGAUGAAGGGGGCAUUAAAGCCCUCCUGGCAGACUCAUGGACCACCUUCAUGAAGGCCCGGGUGAUGUGCGGCGCAGGCAAUACUCAGCAGCAGUACAACAACAUGAAGCAGGCUGUGGUGCUGACAGCGCAGGACAAGAGGGCCGGGGUCAUGUAUGGCCUGUUUUCCAACGCAUGGGGAAGAACAGUGAUCUGUGCCUACUCCAUCGAAGAUAUUGACCAGGCCUUCUCCACAAGUAAACUGAAGGGCUACAGCAGUCCAUUCAUUGGCAGUCGCCCUGGAAUGUGUGUCCGCAAAAACUCGACAGCAGGAGGUCAGAAUGACAUCAAAAACCUGGGGGUGAUCAGAUACCACCCAGAAAUUGAGGAUGUGAUCCGACCUGUCGGUGUGGCUCCACUCGACCUCCCAACAGAUGACCAGAUCACACAUACUGUGGCGGACAUCGUCCUGGCAGUCAAUGAUGAGCACUACAGUGUCCUGUACCUUGGAACAGAACAAGGCAAAGUUCUCAAAGUUCUUCACACCAGCGAGGGGGUCUUCAUCAUAUCUCAGUACUCUCUGUUCCACAAUGAGGGUCCCGUUCUAAACAUGGCCAUCGACUCCCAAAAGGGACACCUGUAUGUUGGUACAGCGAUGGAGGUCCAGCGACUGCCACUGGCUGACUGCAGUCGCUAUGGCGACACAUGCAGGGAGUGCAUUCUUUCCCGGGAUCCUUACUGCGGCUGGGACAGGGCCAGGAGGAAGUGCAUCGCCAUCCCGCCUGGAUACAAUGUCACGUCUGGGGCACUCAUUCAGAAUCUGGACCAUUCGAACUCCUCGGUUUGUGGGGAAGCUGCUGCUCUGAAGCAGCGUCGCACUUCACCCAGAGAAGUGGUGGUGCAGUCCAACACCUCCAUCUUUCUCCCCUGCCCUGUGCGCUCCUUCCAUGCCACCUAUCGCUGGGAGAAGGAUAACUGCAUUAAGAACUACCCCUGCCUCUUCUCUGGGGACUUCUGUGUCCUGGGGCCAAUCAUCGAUACGCCCCUCAAGGAAGGUGUCUUCCGUUGCAUGGCCACUGAGGACGGAUUCAAGGUGGAGGUUAUCUCCUUCAGGCUGGUGAACGAUGGCAGGCUUCUGGCCGCCUCCCUGGCCUCCACCUUGGGGCCGUCGCUCCUGCUCGCUGUGGCUACCCUGUGGCUUCAUUAACUGCAGCUAAUGCUAAUGCUAACCCCUCAUCCUUAGUGGCUCCCAAUGACAGGAAAGACAGGAAGCCACUGUUAGGAGGUUAGGUUUGCAGAGCACUGAAGUACAUGGUUGGGUUGUACGGUGCCAACUUUUUUCCAUACCAAUUUUUAGAGAGAGUCCAGCAAACGUCAGUGAACGAUGGAUUCUGAUUCUGUAUUUUUAGCAUAAAGCAACAUAUCUGCAGCUGCCGCAGUCUUAAAGAGAUCAGAACUGGAAACAGCAUACAUUAUUUUAUUCAAACUAAAAGUGACUAGGAGUUACUGUCCAUGAAUUGACAUGUCUUGCAAGUUCAACCUUGAUUCAACCAUAAUUAGGUGCUUUGCGAACCUUUCCUCUCUGACUCAAAAAGAUAAACAUAUCCUGUGAGUUGGGCAAAAAAACAAAAACAAAAAAAACAAACACCAAUACCAGGCCAAUUAUUUUUACCAUUUCUCUACUUAUUUUGAAUUGACUUGAUUGUGCUUAUUUGUGAAUAUGUAAACCUUUAAUACUGCUCUUACAUCUUAUCAUUCAUCUUGUUAAACUUCUCGGUAUAGCUCAUUAGUACUUAGAAAAAAUGUCUGGUAUUGAGAAUUAAAAAGCCUUAACACUUCUGGGACAAAAACUCCUAAGCACAAUUUUGCAGUUGAGGCAGAAUACUGCAGACUCGGUUGGACUUGGCGCUAUAAUUAGUGCAGCUGAGUCUAACAACAUCGUUGGGAGGAAGUGUCAGCUUUUUGACAGGAAGUAGGUGGAUGGGCAAGAGCUCAUUCUCGAACAUCACUGUGUCUCAGCACCUCCUCCUCAGACGAGGCAGUUUCUUGCAUCUUUUUAUCAGAUGGUAUCAGACAUCGUUAUUACGCCUUGUUCACAGCUUUGUUCGUUGUUUUACUUUUUCCAUGCCAUCGUCUUUCCUCCGCCCCAGAUCAUCAGAGCAAACCACUCGCUUUUACAGGAUGUGAAAAAAAAAACACAUCACCUACAACUCCUGUGGAAGAAGUUACUUAAUGUUAGCAGUAGGAAGAAUCUUAGCAGGAAAAUCUUAAAUCCUUAAAUAUUUAAAUUAAACGCUAUCAAGCUGUGUGAAAGUUUUUAUUCUGGUCAGUUAUUGUGGCCAAACAGUGGUAACAAGUUGUGUCAAAUGGCUAGUGAUUAUGUGGCUAAUUCUGGGAAUGCCAUUUGCAAAUAAAGAUAAGGUUUUGGCAAGAAAGAAGAGCCAAUAUGGUGGAAAUGACAUCCAACCUGACAAUGCAUAAAGAUGUGAACAAGGUGUUUUGCUAUAGCAAUUUCAAUUAAUAAAUGCUCACAUUAACAUAAGGGCAGAUGAAGCUAAAUGGAGUUGCAUUUCAUAGUUUGCCAGGAGAUGGAAAGGCUUGUAAUUAGAUCUGUGAAGUAUGUUCUGUAUUUUAUUGCUCUGCAGAUGCUGAUCUCUACCAUUGCUGCCUACGUAUGUGACAAUUUGUCUUGAUGGUUUGGGUUUUUAUGCCAUAGCUAGAAUGUGAUAUGUAACCACUGACUGCUUUGCCUCUUUCCCCAGGGACAUCAGUGCAAAUAGACAAGAAAUUGGUUAUUUUUUCAUACUUGUAUCUUUAUGCUGUGAAACAAAUGGCUUGACAGAUUCCAACAAGAUGCUUCACUGAUGUACAGCAGCAACCACAACCAACAGCGAGAACAGUGGUGUUACAUGUAAACUUCAUCCAACAAACAAACCUGCAGCAUCAUCAUCUUUUAAUCUCCCAACUGAUCACAACAAAUUUCAGAUAGAUCAAAGCUGAAUGUAAAAAAAAAAAAAAAAAAAAGAGUAGUGAAUGUAGCUGCAGCUCAACAGCACUGAAAUGCCAAAAACUGUGCCCAACCUUAUGAAUACUGAUCAGCUGACUGAAGAAGGCUUGUGCAGCCAUGAAUUAUGCAGCGGAUUAGCAUGUUCUCCAGAGCUUUGAGAAUUAUCAUUCUGUAAUGUUACAUAAAUCUGUCCAUCCCUAGCCCUCCACAGUGGCAGAAAUGUCAUUAAUAGCUAAUUAGACAACUGGAGCGAGCUCGUCAUGCACCGUAUUAAAGAAUUUAUUUUACACCGUCAGGGAUACGAGCAGCGAGCAUGUUCUCAGUUCUCUGAAACUCCAGACAGUGUCGAGUUUCUCACUCAGUUCGGUUGUGUGUUGCUGCUGGGGGAUCUGCUUGCUUUCUGCAUUGCACUGAUGCGGGCAACUGACUGUGCCAAGAAAAAAAAAACAAAAAACAAAAACAAAAGCUAUGUUGAGCCACCUCAUUCACUUGCUGCUUAUUGCUUCUUAUGUUUAUUUACAAAAUCCCUUGCUUCUUACCUUGCAUAAUGUUUUGUGCCGAUGAAACCCUGAGCGUGUGUACAACAACGGUCCUCCACACAACCAAACUCAAACACGAACCUGCUGCAGGUCUAACAUGCAUAUUAAUCGUCUUUGUGUCUCUGUGUCGCCACCAGGGUGGGAAAUUAACACCAGCCACCAGCCAAGUGCUAGUAAACAUUUAGUAGAGGCUGUUAACAAACUCCAUUCUGCCAGAGACUUUUGGCAGGAAACUAACUCAACAUACACAGAUGCUCUGAGGCAUUUUCCUCUAUAACCUCCUAACUGCUGUGUAUAUGUUGUGAUUUGACGACU